AAGAAGUCAGUUGAUGCUUUCAUGGCCUGCAGGUUGCAAAGUAUCUUGCAUAGUUUGCAUCAAGACUUUGUAGUUCUGGAUUGUGGACUCCAGUUUUGUAGAUUACGUUGUAACAGGGUUUGAUACAAAGCAAUAGAAGCACUCUGUUCUGAAUUUAUACUGAAACUCCCCGCCAGGAGGAAUACAGAGACUGCUAGCUAAUAUGGAACAAAAAUUGCAGGAACUGAAACCAAGGCACAUAAAAGAGGAAACAAUUUGCAGGGAGACAGAAGAGAUGCAGAAUAUGUGUGCUGCAAAUGGAGAAACAGAGCAAUUCUGUGGGAAGCACAGACGGAGACUAGAGUUAUUUUGCCAGGAGGAUGAGGCCUUUAUCUGUGUCCUGUGUGUUCCCAAACAUUCCAGACACACUUUUGUGAUUAUACAAGAGGCAGUCAGUCUGUAUAAGGAAAAGUUGAAAACUACUUUAUCAUCCCUAGAAUCUAAAGUGAAUGAUGUUGCAUAUUUGCAAAAGAAGCGGGAGAAGGAAAUUCUACAAAUUCAAGAAGAUGCAUUUAAUUUGGAACAAUACAUUAAAGAAGAAUUUGCAAAGCUGCACCAGUUUCUUCAGGACAAGGAACAAAAUCUCAUGCAGCAACUUAAGAAUGAAGAAGUAAACAUUCUGAAAGAAAUACAUGACAGUCUUGCCUGCAUUAGCCAUGACACUGUGACAGUGUCUGGAGUCUUGAAGCUCAUAAGUAAAGAUACAGGGAUUCUGAAAGAAGAAAGAGAAUGUGGCCACAGUGGUAAUAUCUCCACUCGGGAAACGUUUCAUAAUAACUUGGAGAUCCAACAACAGGAACCUCCUGGUUUGUUGACAGUACCUGAAACAUUUGAGGAUGUGGUUGUUGCUUUCUCAGAAGAAGAAUGGAAGAUGCUGAGAAAACAAGAUAAGGACCUUUAUAGGGAGGUGAUGGUACAGAAUUAUGAAACCUUGCUUUCAGUAGGAUACAAAAUUCCCCCAAAGAUGCUAUUACUACUGUUAAAGGCAGAUAAUGAACUGCAAGUGGGUGACAGUGGUGUGGAAGUGAAAGAUUUUAAAGAACAGAAGAAUAAUCUGGAAGAUAAUACAGAUGGUAUUGGAUUCACAGUGAAAGGUUCAAGUUCCAGUAAACAAGUAUCACUUGGGAAACCUCAUCACCCAAAAGAAAAUCUGCAGGAGUGUUCUCAGCCUAUGAAAGGCUGUGACAGCCUUCACAGCAGUUGUGUAGCACUGUUUCACUCGGAGGAGGACUGCACUAAAAGAUCGGAAUGUGACAAUGGAACACUUCCAGUACAUCCUCCAUCAGAAAACCAGAAGCAGUGUACUCAGCCUGUGAAAGGCUGUGACAGCCUUCACACCAGUUCUGUAGCACUGCUUCAGUCAGAACAGGACUGCAGUAAAAAAUCAGAAUGUGACAAUGGAACACUUCCAGUACAUCCCCCAUCAGAAAACCAGCAGCAGUGUGCUCAGCCUGUGAAGAGCUACAAAAAACUUCAUACCACUUAUGUACCACUGCUCCACUUGAAACAGACCUGCAAAACGAGUUCUGAUUGUGAUACAAGUCAGACACCUCCUACAGAGAAGGAAAUAUAUAAAUAUGUUGACUGCAGUAAGGGUGUCACUAGUUUCACUAAGCUUAAAACUCCACAGACUUUUCACACAAGAGAGAGACCACAUAAAUGUGCUGAAUGUGGUAAGUGUUUCAUACGUUUUAGUAGCCUUCAACUGCAUCAAGUUGUUCACACGGAGGAAAGGCCAUAUAAAUGUGCUGAAUGUGGUAAAUGCUUUGCACAAAAACGACAAUUGCAGUACCAUCAGAACUCUCAUGUAGGGAAUGAGACCUUUAAAUGUUCGGCAUGUAAUAAGUGUUUUACUUGUCUCAGUAACCUUCGACAGCAUUAUGCCAUUCACUCGGGAGAGAAACCAUUUAAAUGUGCUGAAUGCAAUAAGAGUUUCCCACGUCUGAGUCACCUUCGACAGCAUCAUGUUAUUCACACUGGCGAGAAACCAUAUAAAUGUGGUGAAUGUGGUAAAUGCUUUGCACAAAAGGUAGGCUUAAAACAGCAUCAGAACCGUCAUACAGGGAAUAAACCAUAUAAAUGUACUGAUUGUAGUAAGAGCUUUGCUUGUCUUAGCAAUCUUCGACAGCAUAUUGUUAUUCAUACAGGAGAGAAACCAUAUAAAUGUGCUGAAUGUAGUAAAUCAUUCCCACGUCUCAGUAAUCUUCGCCAGCAUCGUGCUGUUCAUGCUGGAGAUAAACCACAUAAAUGUACUGAAUGUGGUAAGGGUUUUACACAAAAGGGCCACCUAAAAAAUCAUCAACAGUCUCACACGGGGAGUAAACCAUAUGAAUGUGCUGAAUGCAGUAAGCACUUUACUCGAAAAGAACAUCUAAAAGACCAUCAAAGGUAUCACAAACACCAUCAGAACUCUCACACAGUGGAUAAACCAUAUAAAUGUGCUGAAUGUAAUAAAUGUUUCAGACGUCCAGGUAAAUUUCAACAGCAUCAAACCAUUCACACAGGAUCCAAACAUAGUGAAAAUUCUAACCCUUUUAGUUUAAUUGGACCUGUUGAUCUUGGAAGUCGUGAUAAAAUAAAAAUUAUUGCAGCAGAAUCAAAACCACCUUUUCACGGUGAGGCAUUUAUUCCAUUUGGCGUUUUGCUAACAGUGUUUGUUAUUAUACUUGCGUGUUUCUCAGCAACGCCGAACGGAGACAUGGCUGAAGAAAAUACUAAUAUUGAAUUAGACUAUAGACCCUCUGGGUCUCUCAGAGGGGAAAAGAGCUGUACGAAUUCUAUACCCUCUAAUGACUUUCCUGUUAAUAAGAAUGAACGACAAGAACAAAUGGGGAAUUUAGUUAAAGAGAGAGGCGAAUGCCUAUCGUCGAAGUUUGUCAACUGUUUGAAAAGUGAUAACAAUCCGUUAUUACUAUAUGGAAGGUCAGUCGCAGAGACAUCUGAGCUAAAUAGCAUAGAAGAACUUGAAAAGUUACGUAUAGCUAUGGAGAAGUUGGAAGUAGACUCUUUUAAGCUUAAACGCUUAACCACACAACGUCAGCAUUUCGAAGCCUGUUUAAGUAAGGGAAUUAUUCCAAGAGGUCUCCGUGUACUCAAAAUGCCUACCUACGGUGAACAAUACCCUGAACUGUUAACAAGGUGGCAGAAAUUAUUGAGGCAGACAAGAACUUCCUACCAAGAGGUACACAGUGAAUCGACUGCUGGUAUGGAUCAAAGAUCCCACAGAGUGAAUCUGGGACACAAAAGAGAGAAAACAGACUGCAGGGAAAGAGAAGUGAUGCAGAAUCCGUGUGCUUGUAAACAGAGAACAGAGCAGUGCUGUGGGGAGCACAGAGAGAGACUGCAGCUGUUCUGCCAGGAGGAUGAGGCCUUUAUAUGUGUCCUGUGUGUGCCCAAGCAUUCCAGUCACAGUUUUGUAUUCUUCCAUGAGGCAGUUAGCACAUAUAAGGACAAACUGAAAGCAGCCUUAACAUCUCUAGAAUCCAAAGUGGAAGAUCUUAAAUGUUUACAAAAAAAGCAAGAGAAGAAAAUCCUAGCCAUGCAUGAAGACCGUCUGAGUUUGGAACAUUACAUUAAAACAGAAUUUGCAAAACUGCACCAUUUUCUCCAAGACAAAGAACAAUUGCUUGUUGAACAACUUACAGACAAAAGAGUUAAUAUUUUGAAAGAAGUACAGGAAAACCUUGAAUGCAUUAAACAGGAUAUUACUGCUUUCAAUGUGACAGUGUCUGAUGGUAACCUGGAGCUUAACAAUAAAAAAACAGAACCCUUAAAAGAAGUGGAAACAAAAGCUGAAUGGACUGAAAAUGAUAAUGUUGCAGCCACUAAAGAGAUAUUUGACAAUAACUUAGAGCCCCGACAGCAGGACCCUGUUGGCUUGCUAACGGUGCCACAGACGUUUGAGGAUGUUGCCGUCUCUUUUUCAGAAGAAGAGUGGAAGAUAUUAAGAAAACAAGAUAAGGAGCUUUAUAGAGAAGUGAUGGUACAAAACUAUGAAAACUUGGUUUCAGUAGGAUACGAUAUUCAUCCAAAGACACUAUUAUUACUAUUAAAGGCAGAAAAUCGUCUGCAAGAGGGUGAUGUGGAGGGGAAAAAGUGCACAGAACAGAAGGGUCAUCUUGAAGACAACCUCCAGAGUAUUGGAAACACAGAGAAAAGUAUGAGCCGCGACCAGCAGUCAUUGCUUGGGGCACCCAAGUUAAAACACCAGAAAGAGAACCCAGAAAAAUGCGCUAAGCCUGUGAAGGCCUACAAAAAGUUUCCUCUCACUCCUACACCUCAGCUUAACUCAGGAAAUAACUGCAAGACUUCUGAAUGUGGCACAAGUGAGAAAUCUCACACUGAAAAGAAACUGUGUAAAUAUGUUGAAAGUAGUAAAGGAUUCGCAUCUUUCAAUAAGCUUAGAGUGAAUCAUGCAUUUUACACAAAAGAGAAACCAUAUAAAUGUGCUGAAUGUGGCAAAUGCUUUAUACGUCUCAGUAGUCUUCAGCUUCACCACGCUGUCCAUACGGGAGAGAAGCCAUAUAAAUGCACUGAAUGUGGUAAAUGCUUUGCUCAAAAGGCACAGCUAAAAUACCAUCAAAAUUCCCACACAGUGAAUGAACCAUAUAAAUGUACUGUGUGCAGUAAGUGCUUCACAUGUCUUAGCAACCUUCGGCAACAUUAUGCCAUUCACACGGGAGAAAAACCAUAUAAAUGUAAUGAAUGCAAUAAAUGUUUUCCACGGCUCAGUAACCUUCGGCAGCAUCAUGUUAUUCACACUGGUGAAAAACCAUAUAAAUGUUCUGAAUGUGGUAAGUGCUUUACACAAAAAGGAGGCCUAAAACACCAUCAAAACUCUCACACGGGGAAUAAACCGUACAAGUGUGGUGACUGCAGUAAGAGCUUCACUUGUCUUAGCAACCUUCGACAGCAUAUUGUAAUUCAUACAGGUGAAAAACCUUUUAAGUGUGCUGAAUGCAAUAAAAGUUUCCCACGUCUCAGUAAUCUUCGACAGCAUCGUGCUGUUCACACUGGCGAAAAACCAUAUAAAUGUACUGAAUGUGGUAAGGGGUUUACACAAAAGGGACACCUAAAAAAUCAUCAGUGGUCUCACACUGGGAAUAAACCAUACGAAUGCCCUGAAUGUAGUAAGUGCUUUACUAGAAAGGAACACCUGAAAGACCAUCAGAGGUAUCACACAGGGUAUAAACCAUAUAAGUGUGCUGAAUGUAGUAAGUGCUUUACUCAGAAGGGACAUCUAAAAGACCACCAGAACUCUCAUACUGGAAAUAAACCAUAUAAAUGUUCGGAAUGCAGUAAGUGUUUUGCACGUCCUGGUAGACUUCGACAGCAUCAGACCAUUCACACUGGAGAGAGAGCACUCCUAAGAAGAGCAAGGUUGGCAAACACCAAAGAAUGAAAUAGUAUGGCACUCAUAAACUUUGUCUGUGUUCAGAUUUUGAGAAUGAAGUCCAUUUCUGUCUCACCAUUUAAAACCUUGUACAAUUGAAGGAGUUAAAAAAGAGAGAGAAUCCAUAAAAAUAUGCUGAAUGCGCUAAGUGUUUCUUAUGUCACCUGAAUCUUUAGCUCUGUCACACUCAUUAACUAUGGGUAUAUAGAGUUAAAUGCUAAUAAAGUCGAUUCAGGAAAAUGCACGUUUAGUUGACUUUCUACAGAAUUCAGUUUUAUUAAACACCUAAUGGAGGCUGGUCACACAUCCCACGUGUCUCGGUGUUCUUUACUCGCCAUUCCAAUUUUGCAUGAUUUUCGAGUAUAGAAAUAUUUUUGCAUAAGUAAAGGAAUACAUUUACUUUUAAGAAUUUAAAGAAUUUAUCUUUGGUGGCAUUGAUGUGUAAUUCAUAAUGGAAAUAAUGGUCCAACUGCAGUCGUAAGGUAUCCUCUGUCUUCAUGGUAGCUUUGAAUUCAGAAAUUAAAUGAGUUCCUUAUUGUGAAUAGAAAAGCCUGCAAGUCUAAUGUGCCACAUUGUAUAUUUCUGCAUGUCACUAAAGAAUAGCCUUGGAAGUAUUGAAUGUAUACUUUACUUGAUAAGGAAAAUUACAAAAUAGCACUUGGAUACACACAAAAAAAAUAAAUAAAAAAUAGAAAAUAAGUAAA
Protopterus annectens (West African lungfish) is the source of this 6135-nucleotide messenger RNA. RefSeq names its product zinc finger protein 845-like. Gene Ontology annotation, biological process: regulation of DNA-templated transcription. Gene Ontology annotation, molecular function: zinc ion binding; RNA polymerase II cis-regulatory region sequence-specific DNA binding; DNA-binding transcription factor activity, RNA polymerase II-specific. Bases 203 to 5440 code for a protein of 1745 amino acids. The record is from RefSeq and is a predicted model, not a curated record. NCBI's taxonomy places the organism in Eukaryota, Metazoa, Chordata, Ceratodontiformes, Protopteridae. The transcript is spliced from 14 exons.